AUGAUCCACCCACCAUCUUUCCAAAGCAACUACAACGCGUGGUGGACUAAACAGGACCAAGGCAGUUUGUCAGGCGAGACAAAUAUCUCCGAUGAAGAUUUGAAUUUCGGAUUGCUGGUGAUUCGAAUUUGCCUGAUCAGCGUCCAAUGCCUUCCACAUUCAAAGUUCCCCACCGACGGAAUAUUGAAGACGUCCCCACAUAACUUUGAACAAUGGCUCUAUUCAUUAGCCGACGAGAUUGACAAAUCAUUGCAGUCUAAGAGACCCUCUCUGGUGACCGUACAACAUCGCUUUUACCACGUUUGUUAUCUGAAGGCUCAUGCUAGGAUCCGAGAAUGCUGGUCUAUUCUCAGCGCGACAGUGAAGGAUGCACAUGAGAUUGGAUUACAUCUGAAAGAUCCAGGUAUCCCACUCACAGAGUUGGAGAUGGAAAUCCGCAGACGAACUUUUUGGACCCUAUACAUAUGGGACCGGUUCAUGUCUGCCUUUUUCGGACAUUGGCCACUCAUCCCCGAAGGAUAUUUCGAUAUCGAACCUCCGCAAGACAACCUCCAAGCUCUCACAAUAACUCCCUACGUCCUUACCCCAUUCACCGAUCGGGUAUUCGUCAUGAAACUAGCUCGGUUCGUAUCAGCAUUCAUGAGCCCUCCGUCCUGGCAACAGGACCGCGUCGAUUCCGUUGUGGUCGCAGACUUCUCACAACGGUUCCAACAAGUCAUCAUCGAUCAGCUACCCCACGCAUUUUGGUUAGAGAAUCCCGACACAACAUGGGAUUCUGUUGACUCCGCCCUACCCGGCAAGAGGGAGACGCUCCGCGUCUGUAUAUGGCUUACAAAAACCGCUCUCUACAAGGCCUUUGCCGACCCAUGCGGCAGUCUGCAGCAGCAGAAGAGUCCCGUAUUGAAGCAUGGAAGCGAUCUACUUGCGCUCGCUCAUCGCCGAACUUUGAUGGAUACAACGUGCAAGACCAUCUCAUCGAUUGGUAGCUUAUACAUGCUUAUUGGGGAUGAAGAAGCAGGUUCCACAGAGAAAUUAUUCUUCCUUCCUGUAUGCCUAGUUGAAGCACUCGCAAACCUGGGUGUAUGUUUACUGUCCAUCCAGGCGGAUGAGAGAGUUCUCACUGUAGAUGGUAUUCAGUCCGUUACGGACCCUGAUCUACCACGAAACUACUUAGCAUUCUUUGAGGGAUAUGGUUUGCUUUGUCGAUACAGUUCUCGACAUGCGAUCGCGAGAAAGGGCGCAAAUGUGCUUAAGGGUCUUCAUGAUACAUUGCGUGCUUCGAUCCCGGCCACUGAUAUACUCGAUACCCAUGGUGGAGGGACGCUGGGCACGGGGCCUCUUGUGGCGGGACCGGGAUACGGAGCGGGCCGGUUUCAGCUGGAACACGCAUUGGUUUCACUGCAUAGUCAAGGGGGAGAAGGUGAUGCAGGAGGUCGAGCGCGUACUUUCAUACCACUACCUGAAUGGUUACCGUCAUUCAUGGCAUCCCCGGGUCGAGCGUGGUUGUUUCAUGAUGAUGCGGCAUUUGGGGAUUUGAUGGCAUAG
This is a messenger RNA of Penicillium longicatenatum, 1545 nucleotides long. Its product is annotated as fungal specific transcription factor domain-containing protein. Gene Ontology annotation, molecular function: zinc ion binding; DNA binding. Gene Ontology annotation, biological process: DNA-templated transcription. NCBI's taxonomy places the organism in Eukaryota, Fungi, Ascomycota, Eurotiomycetes, Eurotiales, Aspergillaceae. The record is from RefSeq and is a predicted model, not a curated record. Bases 1 to 1545 code for a protein of 514 amino acids. Gene Ontology annotation, cellular component: nucleus. The transcript has 2 exons.